GCGUUUUCGUUGGAAUUUUUCCUUUUUUAAAAAAUUGCUGUUGUUAUUUUUUUUUUAAAUUUAAAAUUUGCUUUCAACUCGCUUUGAUCCGGUGUGAGUUCAUCUUCUCAGAAAAAAAAAUCUCUGGCUGGCGAUUUUCUUUCUUUUUUUUUUCCCUUCCCCUCCCCCUUAAUUUUUUUUUUUCUGACGGGAGAGGAGAUUUUCCCCCAAAAAAGGCUGUUUUCAUGUUUGGGAUCCAGGAAAGCAUCCAAAGGAGUGGAAGCAGUAUGAAGGAAGAACCGCUAGGCAGUGGAAUGAACGCUGUGCGGACGUGGAUGCAGGGAGCCGGGGUCCUGGAUGCAAACACAGCCGCUCAGAGUGGGGUGGGGCUGGCCCGGGCUCACUUUGAGAAGCAGCCGCCCUCCAAUCUGAGGAAAUCCAACUUCUUCCACUUUGUCCUGGCCCUCUAUGACAGACAGGGGCAACCCGUGGAGAUCGAGAGAACCGCCUUUGUGGGGUUCGUGGAGAAGGAAAAAGAAGCCAACAGCGAAAAGACCAAUAAUGGGAUCCAUUACCGACUCCAGCUCCUCUACAGCAACGGUAUAAGAACAGAGCAGGAUUUCUACGUCCGCCUUAUAGACUCCAUGACUAAACAGGCCAUCGUAUAUGAAGGCCAAGACAAGAACCCAGAAAUGUGCAGAGUAUUACUCACACAUGAAAUCAUGUGCAGCCGCUGUUGUGACAAGAAAAGCUGUGGCAACCGAAAUGAAACUCCCUCAGAUCCAGUGAUAAUUGACAGGUUCUUCUUGAAAUUUUUCCUCAAAUGUAACCAAAAUUGCCUAAAAAAUGCAGGAAACCCUCGGGACAUGCGGAGAUUCCAGGUCGUGGUGUCUACGACAGUCAAUGUGGAUGGCCAUGUCCUGGCUGUCUCAGAUAACAUGUUCGUACACAAUAACUCCAAGCAUGGGCGGAGGGCUCGGAGACUUGACCCCUCGGAAGGUACGCCCUCUUAUCUGGAACAUGCAGCUACCCCCUGUAUCAAAGCCAUCAGUCCAAGUGAAGGAUGGACUACCGGAGGUGCCACAGUGAUCAUCAUAGGAGACAAUUUCUUUGAUGGGUUACAGGUCAUAUUCGGUACCAUGCUGGUCUGGAGUGAGCUGAUUACUCCUCAUGCCAUCCGAGUGCAGACCCCUCCAAGACACAUCCCUGGUGUUGUAGAAGUUACAUUGUCUUACAAAUCCAAACAGUUCUGCAAAGGAACACCCGGAAGAUUCAUCUACACAGCUCUCAAUGAACCCACCAUUGAUUAUGGUUUCCAGAGGUUACAGAAGGUCAUUCCCCGGCACCCCGGUGACCCUGAGCGCUUGCCAAAGGAAGUAAUACUCAAACGAGCUGCUGAUUUAGUGGAGGCUCUCUAUGGUAUGCCCCACAAUAACCAGGAAAUCAUACUGAAGAGGGCAGCUGAUAUUGCAGAGGCUCUGUACAGCGUUCCUCGUAACCACAACCAACUUCCUGCCCUUGCUAACACUUCCGUUCAUGCUGGAAUGAUGGGAGUUAAUUCAUUCAGUGGACAACUGGCAGUGAAUGUCUCAGAAGCUUCACAAGCUACCAAUCAGGGUUUCACUCGAAAUUCAAGCAGCGUAUCACCACAUGGGUACGUGCCUAGCACCACCCCACAGCAGACCAACUAUAACUCUGUCACCACCAGUAUGAAUGGAUAUGGAAAUGCCGGAAUGUCCAACUUAGGCGGAUCCCCCACCUUCCUCAAUGGCUCAGCUGCCAACUCUCCCUAUGCCAUCGUGCCAUCAAGUCCGACCAUGGCCUCCUCUACAAGCCUCCCCUCUAACUGUAGCAGUUCUUCUGGGAUCUUCUCUUUCUCACCAGCCAACAUGGUCUCAGCAGUGAAACAGAAGAGUGCUUUUGCUCCAGUUGUGAGACCACAGACUUCCCCACCUCCCACCUGCACCAGCACCAAUGGGAACAGCCUGCAAGCUAUAUCUGGCAUGAUUGUCCCUCCCAUGUGAAAGAAUUGCCUUGAAGAAUUUUAUUAAUGAAGAGGUUGGAUCCUGCUACAGAGAGAAAUCUGAUACAAGUCCCAGAGUGGAACUUUUAACUCAGGCCUUUUUAAGAGGAGUCACAAUAACUGCAGAUUUUUAAACAAACAAAAUCACCGACCUUGCAAAUACUGAAAUUGGAAGGAAUCUGCAAGUGCAGGGUGUUGGUUAAAGUUGUACAUCCCAAGUAUUUGGGAGAUAUAUUUAUUCUGUGUUGAUAAAAGAAAAUCCACUUUUUUUUUUAAAGCUUAACUCAACAAUCAUUUGUCUUUUAUAAACUGUAAAGCUAUAUAUGAGGGACACUAUAAAUAAGACUCCAUGUUUUAAUUUAUGAUGUUUUUAAAGCUGUGUCAAGGGAGAAUGAAGCAGUGACAUUUACAAAAAGAAAAAGUUUUUUUAAAAAAAGCUUGUAUGGGACAGAAUAGGAAUGCCAGUUAGUUUUCUAGAAGACCAAGGGUCGGCUCUUACGCCUUAAAUGCAUAUCAAGUGGUAGUUUGCUCAUACAAUGCAUUUUCAGUAUCUAACUUAACCUGUCACCCCAUAGGAGUACAAGCUUAUUGAUCUCUUUUUUCUCAUUGUCUUAAGUAAUCAUGUAAAUAAAUGCAACCUGGAAAGUUAAGCGAUUUAAAUGAUCACAUCUUUUUCUUCCACUCCAAAAAUUCAGUGCCUCUAGAUAGAUUGCUGAAACUGCAUAUUGAAACCUGCUGCCAUUGUCUUUUGCUAAUAUAGCAGAAUCUUCUGAAGUCAGUGGCCUCUAGAGAGUUUGGUCUGAUAGUCUGUAUUCGUGUAAAAAUCUCCUUUGAGACUUCAUGGAACAGGGUCCAGGCAUAAGACUCUAGACAACACACUCAUGUGUUUUCAAGCCAAAAUCUAUCCUCUACCCCUCCAUUUAAAAGGAAAAAAAAAAGUAUUGCAAUUGACUCUUCUCAUAGGCCGACUUCGCAUCAUUGCAAGGAACUGACAAGAGGUGCAGUGCAGGAAUUUCACCCGUGUCCCACUCAGAUAGCUCCUGUAUUAGUCGACCCUUACUGUUUGUAACAUAAUAGGUUAAGCAACAGGUUAAGUGCUUUGGAAUAAAUAGUAAAUGGAAAUGUGGAACUGGGAGGGGGGCGGGAGGGGGAUCGAUCAAAGGCUGAAACCUCCAAACCAUAGCUUUUUGUUCUACAGGAAUUUUGCUAUCAUUAUCUGGGAAGUGUUCUUAAAAAUUAAGAGUCAAAGAUGCAGCAAAGUUCUGAGGAUGCAUUUACCUGAUAUUUUUCUUUGCUGUUGUGUUUUUGUAUGUAGUUAUAAAUACUGUAGAUUUUUUGUGAUUUUUUGCCAAAGUUGUUGUUCUAUUUAUACAUUUUAAUGUCUUAAGACAGUUUUUCAAUAUCACAAAAGAUUUUACUGCAUAUUUUGCAAAGAGAGCUCACUACCUUUAGCUUGCACAUACUUGCAAAAUUAAUUAAAAAAAGCUUUCUUUUUUGUUUUAAAGGGGAUUUUGUAAAAUAUCCAUAUAAAUAAUGUAUUUAUCUUUGGAAUUUGUACAUUGCUUUUUCCCUUUCCCUCCCUGCCCCUCAGUUUAUUUUAUUGUGUAUGUUUGCUAUGUGAAAAGUGCUGAUCUGUUUGGUCACCUACAGUUGUAUUAGCUGUUUCAAUGUGAUUUUUGAACACUUCAUUUAUAGUUAUUUUUAGUAUUGUUUUAAACCCUGCUUCCAUUUUUUUAUUUCAACCCAAAAGCCAUUGUCUAUUUUUGUAUUAUUUGUAAGUUAAGAAGUUUUUUCCAAUAUAUGGCAAAAAAAAAGUAGCAUAUUAUUCUUGUAGCAUUUAGUUCUGUAGAUUUAAGAAAAUGUAUCCUUUGCUUUGGAAGCUUAAAAAAAACCUUAAUGCUGUUUUACUCUAUUAAUAUGCAUGGAAUCUCUCCCCUUUGGAGUGACGCAUUUUGUGCAUUAAAUUUGGGGAGAAACUUCAUAGAAAUCAAUGAAAAUACUUUCUUUCUUACGUCUGCUUGUAUAUUUCCUCUGUCUUUCACAUAAAUAUAAACCAGCAGAUUGGAUGCCUUAACAAUGCAAAUCAUAUUCAUUUCACUUGUACAUUGUACUGUGCACCAGAACUGUCAAUCAUCACUAACAUUCUAAGAAAAAAAAAAGAAUUGAAAAGCACAAAAGAACUGUUUUGUUACCUUAAGACAAUGUAACUUUUUACAAGAAAUCAUUUACAACAAUGCUGCAACUGUGCAUGCCCCCGUAUGGAUUUUGCAAUGGUUUCCACUAGACUGUCAGAGUGCGAUUUUUAUGGGGUUUCGGGGGAGGGGAGGGAAUCCACGGUGGGGAAAAUGGGGAGGAAGGCAGGUUUGUUUUUUUUUGUGGUGAGAAAGAAAAAUAAAAUUUUUAAAAAGAACUGGAAAAUGGAAGCCACAUUGACGCUUAGCUUCUCUGUACUCAGAAAGGUUGUCCUAAUUCACUCGGUAAGCUCUGGCCUGGAGAUGUACAUGAUUUAAAGCCAUAUUUUGUCUGGUGAGCCCCUGAGCUGUUUGUGAACCCUCACUCAGUCUAGGCGGGGAGCCCCCUUCGGACAGCAACGACUGCGCCCAUCUGUCAGCCAUGUGCAGUAUGCUUAGACCUUUUCUUCAAAAUCCAAAGAGCCUGUAAGAUGUGUGCACUUGGUGUCUUGUUGCCUCUAUUUAUAGGGAUUGGAUGAUGGGAAGUUCAGGCCCUUUGCCCUGCUCCCAACCACAGAAAACUCCUUUUACAAGGUAAAAGAUUCCCCUUAAAUACAGAAUAUGGCUUUAAGUGGAAAAUAAAGAAAAGACAAUUCUCAUUUCAGUUUGGAAAAAAAGGAGGAAAAAAAAAAGGAAUAAUGCAGUUUCUCAAUGACUGGCUUGCAUAACAGAUGCCCCGGCCUCACAGUUGUACUAGGAUGCAGGUUAAUUAAAACAAGUCAUCUCUAAAUCUACUAACCUUUCACCUUCUUAUCAAAACUUUUUUGAAUAGACACACACUGUACAGUUCUAUUGUUAGAGAAACUAACUACUGUAGAGAUUGUUAUAAUUUUUUUGCAGAAAUUCAAGCUGUAAAAACUUUUCAACUUUCACAAUAUUUAAUUAAAGUUACUUCCUGUCUGUGAUGACA
Messenger RNA from Phascolarctos cinereus (koala), 5143 nucleotides. It is a transcript of the gene EBF1, whose product is annotated as EBF transcription factor 1. Gene Ontology annotation, molecular function: DNA binding; DNA-binding transcription factor activity. Gene Ontology annotation, biological process: regulation of DNA-templated transcription. NCBI's taxonomy places the organism in Eukaryota, Metazoa, Chordata, Mammalia, Diprotodontia, Phascolarctidae. The record is from RefSeq and is a predicted model, not a curated record.